AUGGCCACCCUCAAGCCACCCCCAGCGCAACAUCGCUCACAUACACCAACGGGUCCACCAAAAGCCCCCGUCAAAGCCGAUCCCACCUCCACAAUCGCCGACACAGCUGUUUUCCAAGGCAAAUACCCCGUAACCAUCGGCGCGAACACAGUCAUCCACCCGCGCGCGCGAUUCUACACCUACGAAGGCCCUAUCAUAAUCGGUGAUGGCUGCAUAAUCAGCGAAAAGGCCAUCAUUGGUGCGCCACCAAGUACAUCUUCACGAGGAUCGUCACGAUCACCUUCACCAUCCCCCUCACGACCAACCUCAACAGACCCAGAAUCACAAGCACAAGAACCACCGCAAAGCCCAAAACCUGAAAGAGACCUCACAACCCGCCUCUCAUAUUUUGUAACAAUAGGUCCUCAAUCAACAAUCCGGCCAGGCGCCCACAUCCACUCUUCCGCUUCCAUCGAAGCACUCGCCACAAUACACCGUUACGCGGACAUAGGUUCACACGUGAAGAUCUGUUCUGGGAUUGAAGUUCCAGAGAAUAACGUCGUGCCGGAUUGGACGGUUGUGUGGGGAUCUGGGCUUGGGCAGCGGAGGAGGCGAGCACGGGGAGCGAAAGAGCCUGGACCGGCUGUUGUUGUUGCGGCGCAGGUUACGCAGACUCCUGUUCCGGGACUGGCGCCUGAGGGGAAGGUUAUUGAGGAUGCUAGGUUGAUGGUGUUGCAGAAGGAGAGGGAGGUUUUGGCGAGGAUGAUUGUGCCUGCUGGAGCAGGAAAGAAGAGAUGA
Messenger RNA from Penicillium odoratum, 777 nucleotides. Its product is annotated as transferase hexapeptide domain protein. The transcript has a single exon. Gene Ontology annotation, molecular function: dynein complex binding. The coding region runs from base 1 to 777 and encodes 258 amino acids. Gene Ontology annotation, cellular component: dynactin complex. The record is from RefSeq and is a predicted model, not a curated record. Lineage: Eukaryota; Fungi; Ascomycota; Eurotiomycetes; Eurotiales; Aspergillaceae. Gene Ontology annotation, biological process: mitotic spindle organization.